AUGCCGCCUUCGGCCGGAGGGGACGACAUUGCCUCUCUGGAGGCGCUUUUCUCUGCGGCUCGGCGUCUGCCUCCGAUGACUGCGGAGGAUAUUGCGUUUGACCCAGAGACAAAGCAGUGGGUGCCGCACGCCAGCAUUCGACGCCUGAAGAAGAGCGAUGCUGCGAGACUCCGUCACGUGCGCCUCCUCGUCCAGACUGCGCCCACAGGGCAGAGCAAGUGCCGCUGUUGCGGCGGCAAGAUCGAAAAGGGCGAACUGCGUCUGGGCUAUCCGACAGCGGACCCGCGCGGCGCGUAUGGUCUCCUCACCUGCUGGCUGCAUGCCUCCUUCCACUGCGCGGGCGUCAUUCUUGAGGAAGUCUUGGGCAGCCAGCUGGGCGCCGAAGAGCUCGGGUCUCUGAAGGAGAUUCUCGUCGCUGCGAAGGCGCAGACUCUCGAGGAGUCCACAGAGAAAGCGAAGGCGGAUUCUGGCGCUGCGGCUUCGGCGUCGCCGGCCUCCGCAGAGGCUGGGGCCAACUCCUCCCAGGAGAGCAUCGCCGCGUCAGAUUCCAAAGGCGAGGAGACCCGUAGGGAGGCGUUGCGCAGGCGCGGGGGUAAGGCAGAGGGCGGCAAAGACCUGGAGCGUUCAGAGGCAGCCGCGACGGGUCCAUCGAAGAAUUGUGGGGGAAACGUGUCGUCUGCAAAGAGCGAAGACUCCUCGAUCUCGACCGACACUGGCUGCGACGCCUCCUCGUCGCCGGAGAGCGAAUCGCCUGCGCCUUCACGCGUAAAAAAACCGCAAGGAGAUGAAGCCGCGCUCGUAUCGAGUCUGGGGCCUUCGGAAUCGUCUGCCGACACGCCUGCGGCGGUUCCGAUGGGCGCCGUCCACGCGUGCGUUGGGGAGCAUCUCGAGCUGGCGGCUAAGCGACGACGAGAGGCCGAAGCGGACGACGAAUUUUCGGAACACCGCGACGUCGCAGACGUCAUGCGCGGACUCGUCAAACGCCAGAUCGAAGGCCGCCGACCCGCGCCCCUGGAUCUGCUCGUGCCUCUCCUGCCUUUCCAAGAAGAAGGCCUUUGGUGGCUCUGUCGACAGGAGCAGUCCGACGUUCGCGGAGGCAUCCUGGCGGACGAAAUGGGAAUGGGCAAGACGAUCCAAAUCAUAGCGUUGAUUCUCGCGCGCCCGUUCCCGCCACUGCCGCCGGAGCUGCGCGCGGCGUCGCCCUCGAGAGAGCGACGCGCGCUGCCUCGUGUGGGACGGACGCUCGUGGUGACGCCCCUCGCGGCGCUGCUGCAGUGGAAGGACGAGUUGGAGAAGUUCGUGCGCCCCGGGCGCCUCUCAGUCCUCGUCUACCACGGGCCCUUCCGCCGCGGCCUCAAGUCGGAGCUGGAUAAGUAUGACGUCGUGCUGACCACUUACUCGACUCUCGAGCAAGACUUCAGAAGAGAAACGAACAAACGCAAAGUCCUUUGCAAGUACUGCGGCCGCCUCUUUCUGCCUGAGAAGCUCAGCAUCCAUCAGCGCUACUUCUGCGGCCCUGAGGCAGCUCGCACCGCCAAGCAGCAUCUCACGACGCGCAAGCGCGGCACGGAGAAAGCCAUGCAGACGCUGCAGAUUACCUCCGGCGAGCCUCCAGUCGCCGGAGAGGGCCGUGACGCCGGCGGGUCCGUGGGCGCGGCUGCAAACGCCUCCAAGCGGCCGCGAGGGCGAAGUGGCGCCCGCGCCAUGGAUGAUGCAGGCAGCGAAGCAGGCAACAGCACGCACGGGGGCGGGAGACAGACACGCAGAAGCGACGCCGAGUCGUCCACUUCGUCGUCUUCGUCUUCGAGUUCGUCGUUCGUUCCAACGCCGUCGAACGUGAUGCGGGAGUUGAUGGCGGAGGCGCAGCGGGAUGUGCGCGAAGUAGGCCCUUCGUGGGUGUUCCCGCAGCCGCUCCGCUUCGUGCGUCGGACGCCGUAUGAGGUGUCCGGUGCAGCGUCGACUGCGAAACGCGAGUCUGCUGGGGACGCGGUGCGACGCAAGGGCGCGAAGAAGGGCAAAGCCGGCAAGACAGCACCGAGCCCGCCUUCGCUCGUGUCUUCGCCGGCUGAAGAUGAAAAGGAGAUCAAUCGCGCGUUUCACAAGCUCGUCGACAUGGGGUACGAGCGCGACGGGGCCCUCGCAGCGGCCUUGGCGACAAACGGCUCCGUGGCGGAGGCCGUCGAGUUGCUUCUUGGUGCGAAGGCUGUGCGCCGAAAUGAUGCGGACAAUCCUGUGGAGAUCGAGGAUGAUGACGAGGCCGAAGCGAGGCGUGUGGAGCGCGAACGGGCCCUGAAGCUGCGGCGCGACCUGCAACUCAGCAAAACCGAUAUUCCCAAGCAGAAGUUGCCUGUGCUUCAAGUCCUUCUCAGGCGGUGUGGGCUGCCGACGAGCGGGACGAAGCAACAGCUGGUCACUCGCCUGUCGCGUUUCCUCUUCCAAGAAGACAAGGGUCGUCCGCUGGCGGCGGAGGUGCUGUCAGACAGUGGCGCCGACGACGGCGAUGACGCGGGAGGGCGGCGACGGCCGCGAGCCAGCUCGGCAGCCGCUGCGCGGAGCGCCAAGCGCGGACGGCCCUCCACGGCAGCUGCGGGUGGAGAGGAGGCGCCUGAGAGGCGGAAGCGAAGGAAGGACGACGACACAAAGGAGACUCAGGUCGUGGGGGACGCCGCUCAGGGGCCGCUCGCCCCGCGGCGUUCCGGGCGACUCCAGGAAGUCGCCGAAGCGGCUGAGGCGAGGCGGAUGGCGGGCUCGGCCGCUGUGAGCAAUGGAGCGGCAACGGGCGUGAAGGCGUCUAAGAAGGGUCAGGCAUGCACUUCGAAAGGAAGCAAGAAGAAAGCGCAGUGCGCCUCCACGAAGCCGGCAUCCGGGAAGAGCGGAAAGAGAAAAGAGACAUCGGUCAACAAGGUCUCGUCGGCCUCAAAGAACGGGCGCCGCUAUGCGCGAGACGACAGUGACGACAGUGACGACGACAAUGACGACGCGCUCCAGUCGUCGUCUUCUUCCGAUGAGGAGUACGACGACGACCCAGACGCGAGUUCGGCGUCGUCGCCGUCUGAGGCCUCUGAAGAUUCGUCGUCGCUCGCGUCGGAGUCGGAAGGGGCUUCCUCGGAGGAUGCGCGGGCGCCGGCGAAGUCUGGGAAAAAGAAGGCGGGGCGAGGCGCGGCCGGUCCGCCGCUUCGCCGAGGGCAAUCCGACGACGAGGAAGAGCUCGCGGGGGGUUUGGUGGACGAAGAAGAGGAGCACGACGCGGAGAUGACCCAGCUCGUGCUCAAGUCGGUGCUUCACAGCAUCCUGUGGCAGCGCCUAGUCUUGGAUGAAGCCCACCGCAUCAAGUCGCGCGCCAGCAGCACCGCGCAGGCGGUUUUGGCGCUGCGCACAGCUUCCUUGGUUUGCGAGAAACGCACCACGACCGGCGACUCAGGCAAGGCCGAGGAGACCGGCGAGAUGCAGCGGACCUCUCGGCGCGUAAAGGAGGAACGCGAGGCGGCGGCGGACGUGCAGAGUGGCACGGCAGCGAACGCGGAAGACCGGCAAGUCCCUAAGAACGAAGAAGAUCGCGUUGUUCUUUCGUCCGCUCAGCUCUUAUCAAAGGUCGAGGGCGGCGCGGACGGCGGAGACGAGGGAGCGAAAGACGGGGUGGCCUGGACCUUGAGAGUUGGAGGCAGCCGGUGGUGUCUCACAGGCACUCCGCUACAGAACCGCGUCGGCGAGCUGUUCAGUCUGGUCAAAUUUUUAAGAAUCUACCCCUACGCGUACUACUUCUGCAAGCGACCUGGGUGCCCCUGCCGCUCGCUCCAUUUCCGCUUCCACGAGGGCAAGCACUGCGUGAAAUGCGGUCACACGCGGAUGAGCCAUUUCUCUCUCUUCAACCAGAAAGUCAUCAACCCCAUCAAACGGUGCGGCUACCAGAACGAGGGCGUCGUUGCACUGAAGAACCUCAAACGAGACGUGCUAGAUCUGAUUUUACUCCGCCGCACCAAGGUCGAGCGCGCGGCCGAUGUGAAGCUUCCCCCCCUCACCGUCCGCAUUCGGCGGGAUGCGCUGUCGCCUGAAGAACGCGACUUCUACGAGUCGCUUUUCAAGCAGACAGCAAUUCAGUUCGAUGCCUACGUCGAGGCCGGGACGGUGCUGCACAACUUCGCGCACAUCUUCGAUCUUCUCAGCCGGCUGCGCCAGGCGGUGGAUCAUCCCUACCUUCUCAUCCACGGCUCGCUUCAGCCGUUGGAUGGCUCGUCGCUGCUGCCCACCGCGUCGCGGAAGUCUGUCCCCACUGGGGUUUGUGCGCUCUGCCAAGACGACGUCCUCUACGAGGAUCACCUCGUGGAGGCGGGCUGCGGCCACGCCUUCCACCGCGCGUGUCUGCGAGAGUACGUCGCGUCGGCACCGGUUGGUCCGGGCCUCGAGAGCAGUUCGGAGAAGUCGGAGAAACGAAAAGACGUGCUGGGGUGCCCCGCGUGCUACACGCCUCUGACGGUGGACCUGUCGUCGCUGGAGCGUACAGACACCGGCGACGAUGCGGACAACGACGCGCAAGACGAAGGCAGGGCGGGGAAGCUGGCUCGCAUGUGCAGAAAGGUAGAGGACGACGAGGAGCCAGAAGACGAGAAAGACGAAGCGGAGCUGGAUGCGGUUUUGGCGACGAACGCGCAGAGGGUUCCCGGCGCAGGCGGAAGCCGCGGGCGAGGCGCGGGGAGCGGACAGGCGUCGCCCUCGAACCAGGGGGCUGCCCAGUCCAUCUCAGACCUGUCGAGGAACCUUCAGCAUGCUGGACUGUCGAAGCGUGGGCCCGCGGGGAUCAUGCAGAAAAUCAAGGCGAGCGAGUUUCGAAGCAGCACAAAAAUCGAGGCGCUGUAUCAGGAGCUUCUUGAGAUUGAGGCAGAGGACAGCACUGUGAAAAGUCUCGUUUUCUCCCAGUUCUGUUCCAUGCUGGACCUGAUCGAGUGGCGGCUGAAGAAGGGAGGAAUCCACUGCGCAAAGCUCGUCGGGUCAAUGCCGAUUGUGUCACGGUCGAACGUUCUGUACGCCUUCAACAACGACCCUACUUUGAAAGUGCUCCUGAUUUCGCUGAAGGCUGGAGGAGAGGGUCUCAACUUGCAGGUAGCUAGUCGGAUUUUCCUUAUGGAUCCGUGGUGGAACCCUGCGGCGGAGAUGCAAGCCAUCCAGCGCGCGCACCGCAUAGGCCAGCGGAACAAGAAAGUUGUUGCCGUUCGUUUCAUUGCGGAAAAAACCGUUGAAGAGAGAAUUCUUCAGCUUCAGGAAAAGAAACAGCUGGUUUUCGACGGGACGGUGGGUGCCUCUGACCACGCCAUGGCAAAGCUGACGCAAGACGAUCUCAGGUUCCUGUUCCAAAACUGA
Molecule: messenger RNA, 5355 nt
Organism: Besnoitia besnoiti
Lineage: Eukaryota; Apicomplexa; Conoidasida; Eucoccidiorida; Sarcocystidae
Product: SWI2/SNF2-containing protein RAD16
Exons: 11
Coding region: 1-5355 (1784 amino acids)
Molecular function (GO): protein binding; ATP binding; zinc ion binding
Source: RefSeq, a predicted model, not a curated record